AUCUAUGUUUUCCCUUCUUAAUUCGAGAUAUAGGUUAGGCAGUUUGUAUAUUAUUCUUCAAAAUGCAUCAUAAGUGCAUGCUGUUGGUUUAACAUAAUUGAAAUAAAAUUAGGACGACAGAGGAUUAUUAAGAAUGAAAGUGGAACCGAUGGGCCAUUUGCCCUACUGUAAAGGUCUAUGGUCAGUAAUAUCAGGAACAACAUGCCGUUGUGACAAAGAUCUUGUUGAGGACGAAAUAAAAAAUGCCACUGAAUUGCUACAGAGUGGAUUAAGCUUUUUUAAGAAAUAUUCAGAGUCCUCUUUACAAAAUGUUUAUAAGACUGACCCUCCGCCUCGAAUGUAUGAUCUGUUAGGAAAACUUGCUCCUCUAUUGAAUUUGGAUGCUCAGAUAACAUGGGACUUGGUCUGCAAUUUUAUGCUCUAUGAGUAUCGAAAUUGUGCAGAGACAUUUGCCUCACAACUCGUUGAUAAUGCUGCUGUAAAAACAUUGAUAGAAGACAUUUGGAAUUUUUAUUACUCUGAAAGAAUCACGCUUAUCAAAUGUUUGAAACUCAUGGUGGAGUACCGUGACAAUGAGAGGCAUCCGUACCAAAAGCAGUUCAUCAAAUUCUUUGAUGAAGUUCUUCUUGGAAAUUUACUAAAAUCUGUUCAGAGUCAAAUCGAGGCAUUAAAGUUCAUAAAUCCACCUGUCAAGUCCCAAUUAUUUACUGACGAACAUUUGCAUCGGCUCUACAAUAAUAGUUUAAUAGAGAUGCGAGAAUUGCUGCAUAUAUUCACAAUUAUUCUCGAUGAUAUUCACGUGCCAGACAAUGAAUUCAACAAAUUAUAUGGAAGCAUCAGUGGUGAACCACGACGCCUCAUAACUACAAAAAGUUACGAGGAUAAGGAAGCAGUUGCAAAAAAAUUAGAAGAAAUACAAUACAGCCAAGUAGCAUUGCUACUGGUAGGAUUAGAUGUUACUAAACACAACAAUAUGGACGAAUGGGUAAAAGGAGUGCGAAGCAGUAUGCGCGACUUUUUCGAACAUAAAUGUGUCCGCGACAGUUCUCAACACGACGGACCAUUAUUACUUGCUUGGAUGCUAGCAAAUUACACGAUAGACCCAGACAGCCCAGACACAUUGAAUAAUUUCCGAGUAUUUGGCAUCCGCGCAAUACAGCUUGGAGUCUUCCAUUACCUUAAAAAGUUAAUGGAUAGCGAGAUGAUCAAGGAGGAUACUCACUAUGCUAUGGUAGUGAGAAAUUGCGUCUACAAUCUUUUAACAUCCCUUUGCAUCUUCUUCGAUGAGGACAGAAUCGGCACCCUGAACGGUGUAUUCGAUGCUGUCGCAUCGGUGCUCAGGUAUCCAGAAACUGCUGAAAGAUUCUGGAAAGAACAGGAACAAGAUGGUUUAUGGUCACUGUAUAAAUGUGCUGUUGAACUAUUUCCAUGUAAAUUCGAACCGCUGACAGUUCUCGCAACGGGACUAGCAGGGGCAUCUAAUUCUAGUGCAAAAAAAAUUUUAGCAGAACUAGAUGAUUUACCAUCAGUGACAUUGCAGUGUCCACGAUACCGUGAUCAUAACAAACCUAUAAAACCAUACGAGCGUGAAUGCACGAUACAUAGGAAUAAUUUCACUAUUCCUGCGAGGUGUGAUCACGAAACGAUCGAAUCAACGAGCGAGUGGGACAUUAUUAUUUGGCGUACGAAAGCUAAUUACUGGGACGUGUUUCAUCACAAGAUAGAACAACUCUUCUCUCAGGCGGGCACAGGCAUUGUAAACGUAAGUGAUGCGAAGAUGCAUUUGCCUGAGCACGUUUGGCAAGGAUUCAAAUUAUUGGAAACUCUUUUAAAGACUGACACUGAAAUAUCUCAGAGUAUGGUUAUUCCUACUGAACUGAGCUUCGAAGUCAUCAACAGAUUUUCUUAUCCGAUGCUUCCUAUAAAUAUUUAUAAAAUUGUCGCUGAAUGCAUCUGUAUAUCGUCCAAGCUCAUACUCAAGUAUCCAGAAGAUAUUUUAUCCCGGAUGCACACCGAAGUCUAUCCAAGAUUCAACAAUUGGAAUCAAGGAACCACCGAAUUCGCACAGGCUGUUUCAUUCGACGGUGGUCUAAUAGCAUCUUGGUUAUCUGGCAUUGAAACCAUCGAACAUUCAUAUCCUGUUCUAACUGCAUAUUUGGAUGUUCUCUCCAACUAUUUAAUCAUCAAGCACAACAGGGAAGCCAUGUACACUGUUGAGAUUCCAGGAAUGGUCUUUCUCUUGCAGGGAGUCCUACCAAAAAUGGAUUCUUGGUAUUUCACAUCCGAUUCCGAAAGAAUCAACUUGUGGCUUAAAAGUAUGUUCUGCCUUCAUUAUGCUUUGGAUUCGAAUUUUUCAAAGGACGACAUUCGAAAUAAAUUACAACUGAUAGUUGCGUAUAGUCUUCUAUACUUGGAGCCUAGACACGCUUUGCUGACACUAGUCCGGACUGGAGAACGCGCCUUGCAGAAUAAAAUGCUUACGGAAACGGAUUGGAUAAGUGGAAAAGGUUUUAAAAUAAUAAAGAGCGUUCAAUUGGCAUUAUCGAUAGUCAACAGAUUAUUGAUGUUCAGAAAAAGCCUGGGCUUAGGACUGGAAGAACGAUCGCCUUUAGAAAUUGCCUUAUACACAUCACCAUGCUUGCCAAACGGACUCCUGAUAGUUCCCACCAUAGUGAACUAUCUUUACGUCUGGUUCAGUCCCUCUUUGCAAGCAAUGGCUGUGCGACUAUUAAAGAAAUUCGCCGAAGGAUUCUCAAUGUCUUUAUUGGUUUGUAUGGGCAUGGAUGGGACUGCUAUACGGGAGACUUUCGCUUCAAGAUUAAUGUCGCCGACCUGCUCGGCUGAAGUCAAGGUGGCCAUAUUGGAAUUGGUUGCUGUGUGCCUUGAAAGACAACCGGGAUUGACCGAGGCUUUAUUUAAUAUAAUGCAUCAGGCUGAACGGAAGAGAAUCUUUCCACGUCCUGCUGACGAAUUUCUUACGCAGGGCUGCAGCCAGUUUUUGGAUCUAUACCUCAAGCGAAUUUUCAAUGAGGAGGACAUCAUUGAUGACAAACUGUAUAACAGUACUAUGGGCCUCUUCCAUGCUAUGUGGUACCAUCGUAAUGAAAUUUUAGUAAAUUACUUUCGCAAGAGAACUAAUUUCUGGACUCAUCUAACCGCCUCGCUAUUCCGGGAGCUGAUACCAAAUACUAGAGGAUAUUCGCAAUUGAUUGACAUUAUCACGCUGGAACUGUUUAAGGGUCCAUUGCCGGAAAGUGAUUUCUCUGCAAAUCUUAAAAAACUUGUUGAUAAGAAUCAGAAGUAUCUUGAGCGUCUGGCUAGAUAUGUACUAGAUGGAAUUCCAGAAGAAUGCCCACAAGAAUUACUGGACAAAUCAAUAGACCGAAGAAGAUCCGAACGUCCACUUUAUGAAGUUAAUUUAGAGUCCUGGUAUCAUUUUAUCGUAACACUUACCGACGAGAAAAUUUGCAAAAGUUUUCUUAUCCAUCUACCUCAAGCUCAACUGAUAACCAAUCUUGCACUGGAUAGUUUAUCAAAGCACAUAGACCAGCCGUGCAGUGGAAAAGUUUUGCUCCUCCUCGCAUCGCUGUCGUUAAGAUGCGUCUCAGCCUGGAAAUUGCACUGCAUCGGCGUUUCUCAAGAUUUCAAAACUAAAUUAGUGGAUUUGAUACAGAAGAUCGUUCAGUCUUAUCCAGAGUAUGGGAAACCGCUGAGACAGACACUGAUAUCAUUACUAGUAGCAUGCAUACAGUUGGUGCGUAGUACUCUUGCAGAAGAUGUUGCAGUGUUGGAGUAUCUUUUGGGAUAUUCUAGUGUCUUAGCUACGACUGAAUUAGGUGAACUUAAGGAAGCUGCGAAUGACCAAGAACGUGCUCAACGUGAAUUGGCUGAAAAGGGAAUGGAUAACAGUACAGCAGCUCUUCGGGCAGCAAGGGGUUGCAUUCCUGCUACCUUGGCGAUAAGUAUGGUCACCCAGCUGCUUCAGUUGCACGUGGAGCACUCGAAACACCGUAGAGCAUCCUGUAUGCAGUUGCGACAGAUGAUUCCGGAAUUAAUGUCCUGCGUGGGACUCACUCUACAACGACAUUGUUACUUCAAGUUUAGCAGAGCUGCCCUAACCGCUCUAGGAGUAGUGGCGAGGUCACCGUAUAAUUCUCAUUUGAUCAACGAGGAUUCCAUUGCUAAAUUGUGGCUGAACUUGAUCCCACCAGCAGAUCUUGGGAACAGCAUGCUGGAUUCUCUGUACGAUGAUUUCAAUGGUAGCCGCUGGCGAUGCCAAGACUGGUGGCCGCUGUACACCCUGGGACUUGAGUUUCUUACAGGGCUCGUUAUCAGCGAAGCCGGUACGUUUUACGCCUCGGCCAUAGUGAUGUUUCUGGGCUCUCACGAAUAUCAACUGAUGGAAGUAUCAACCUUAUUGAGACACACAACUGAUCCAUUGGCUGCUGAUUUGAUACAGAGCUUGGUAGCUCUCGCUUCUUCUUUGGCAGUACGUCCAGUUAUUUGGAAUUCAGUGCAGCCAAACGUACGGGAAACUCUUAUUAAAUGUAUGUACCUCGCGUACGAUAGUACCGUCAAUCUUCUAUUACGCCCCAGAAUCCUAAAAUUCAUAAUUGACGGCAUAAGUGUGGAGAGUCCCGAGGAGUUGCAAUCCUGCGAUGAAAGAUUACCCAGUGGUGAAUUAAAGCUUCUUGUGAAUAAGCUUAUAGUGAUUAACACAGCGUGUGCGCAAAGUUUUAUACGAUUUUGUCCGAAGCUGAACACCUUGAUCGAUACGAUAUACGUUGAAGAUCCUGAAUAUACACUAAUGGCGGAUAUAAAUUUCGGUCCACCCCAGAUGAGCAUGAGCUGCGGUCCUAGACUGACCUACGGCACGAUUAUCAGUUCAGCUCAACUAUUUACACAAGCUCUGCAUUCGCGCUCGACAGUAAUAUCCACGACGAGUUCCUCCAGUAAGGAUGACAAUCAGGAUUCUGCCAAGCGGGAGUGGGAACGCGCAGCUCUGGAGACUACUCAAAAAGUUCCCGCGGGAGAUAUGAAGAAGCUGCCAAAUCCAGUAGCAUUUCACAGAGCGAGACUGUCUGGUUACGUCACCGACCUCGACAUGGCCGCACCUUUUCUCAGUAAUCCCAGAUUAGUGAAAAGACCUUACGAUCCCCUCAUCUGCGAGAACACCAUCCUUUCUCGCGCCACGGCACUAGCUCCCAGCAGUAGAAAUAUUUCAAAGAGUGGUGGCAGUCCAGUUAGUCAUCAGACCUCAAAACCCAGUAAUCCUUGGUUCGCUUCGAUGGAAGAAAAUAAUACCAGGUUGGCGCUGGAGGUCAAUCUCAUGUUGCUACUCUGCCAGGCGCUUGAAGGUGUGAAGAACCUCAGAUUUGCAAUGCACGACAGGCAAUUGAUAGUGCGGGAAAUAACCACGGAGAUGGGAGUCUUCUUCGACUUCCUGGAGCAUCAGGGUACAUCAGACAAAUGGCAGGUGAAGGGAUCUUUAGUGGACCCUAGUGCUAAGAUCACGAAAACGGUACAGGCCAAGGACGACGAUCCUCCACUCCCUGCAAGACUUCGUGAAGACAGUACCGUAACAAAAGUUCCAGUUUGCCAAUUGAGUCAUGACGAUUUUUCUCAAAAUGGUAGUUCAAAAAUAGAACAGAGGCUCGACGAAGAUAUCAUCACUACAGGUGGUUUUAGUGUAGAUUUCAAUAACGUACAAUUUUUACCAUUGAUGAAUAAAUUGUUGAAGUCGGUGGAUGACUCACCGGAUGCGACGUAGUAUGUAUAACGAUAUCAAAUGUUGUGCUAUUAUUGUAGCGUCGAAGUAAUAUUUUCUCGAUUGUUUUUCGUAAACGAAGAGUCCGGAUGCUCUUUAAAGUGAUUAAUGAUAGUUUCUGAUAUAACCACGUGUUUUAACGUGGGAUUUCGAUGCGGCUUUAAAAUAUGGCAAAUCGUAAACUUGAGCGAUGUAAAAUUAUGGAAAUGAUAGGAAGAUUGUCAACAAUUCUUAAAUAUACAUUAUUUCGUUAAGACUUUCGUUUAAUCCAUUUAUCGGAGCUCUUACGAAGAUCAUAUCGAUCGAACAAUAAAAUGUGCAGUAAGUCUA
This is a messenger RNA of Cephus cinctus (wheat stem sawfly), 6097 nucleotides long. RefSeq names its product nucleoporin NUP188 homolog (gene Nup188). The coding region runs from base 134 to 5770 and encodes 1878 amino acids. Gene Ontology annotation, molecular function: structural constituent of nuclear pore. The record is from RefSeq and is a predicted model, not a curated record. Gene Ontology annotation, cellular component: nuclear pore inner ring. NCBI's taxonomy places the organism in Eukaryota, Metazoa, Arthropoda, Insecta, Hymenoptera, Cephidae. Gene Ontology annotation, biological process: protein import into nucleus; RNA export from nucleus. The transcript is spliced from 8 exons.